This is a messenger RNA of Corvus hawaiiensis (hawaiian crow), 1339 nucleotides long. RefSeq names its product dual specificity protein phosphatase 13-like. Gene Ontology annotation, molecular function: protein tyrosine/serine/threonine phosphatase activity; MAP kinase phosphatase activity. The transcript has 6 exons. The record is from RefSeq and is a predicted model, not a curated record. Gene Ontology annotation, cellular component: cytoplasm. Lineage: Eukaryota; Metazoa; Chordata; Aves; Passeriformes; Corvidae. Gene Ontology annotation, biological process: protein dephosphorylation; negative regulation of MAPK cascade. The coding region runs from base 582 to 1196 and encodes 204 amino acids.
AUAGCUUAUGUGAGGACAGGAGUAGCAUCUUUUUGCAUAAGAUUCACUUAAAGCAGAACGUUCAUUUUUCUGGCUGUUCCCCGUUGCACCAGGGACGUAGCACUGAGCUAAUCCAGGGAGGCGUCAAGGCGUGAGCUGUAUUUAGACUCAGCCACCUGCUUGGGAACAUCAAGCGGCAGAAAGAGCCUGCUUCAGUAAAAACCUCCCCUGUGCAUUCUGCAGCAGCAGCUUCCAGCAGGCCCUCCCUCCUCUGCCUGACUCUGCAUGAGGCCUCCAAAGGGGUCAGCACCUGAAGACAGACCCUGUCGGCCCAGGAAUGCUCUGAGCCCGGCACUCCCUCUGCCCAGGAACUGCCAGAUAUUUUGGACAGCUGCAAGCUGGAAUUAAAUCACGUGGGUGAAGAGUGGCCUAAUCUCUACAUAGGCAAUAUAACAAUAGCCUGGAGUGUUUUUGUUUCUGAUCCUUCUAUAAAAAUGGCCAAUUACCUCUUUGGCAAUGGAUUUGCACAGACCUAUUAAGCGCUACAGCUUCUUUACCAAACUGAGGAAAACGAAAAGCUGUCUCUGAUACAGCCUGAGUGCAUGCAAGGGAGCAGCAAGAUGCCUCACACCAGAGACUCUUCAUCUCUGACUAGCAGCACUUCCUAUGAAACACCAGCACUAUCAGAUCUCCAGCGACUCCUGUGGCUCAGAGGAGGGUCUGAUAAUCAUGUGGACCAAGUCUGGCCAAAUAUCUACCUGGGAGAUGCGUGGGCUGCUAGGAGCAAAACUACACUUCAAAGCCUCAACAUUACUCAUAUCCUUAAUGCAGCAGAUGGACCAUAUAGCAUCAACACGGGAGCCAAAUAUUAUGCAGAUCUGCAAAUAGAGUACUAUGGAGUAGAAGCAUUUGAUGAUCCUUCCUUUGAUUUAAGUAUCUUCUUCUAUGAUGCUGCCAAUUUCAUAGGCACGGCCUUAAACUCUUCAGGAGGUAAGGUGUUCGUUCAUUGUGCCAUGGGAGUGAGCCGCUCAGCAACUUUAGUGCUUGCCUUUUUAAUGAUCCAUGAGAACAUGACACUUGUGGAUGCUCUAAAGACAGUGAGUGCUCACAGAAACAUCUGCCCAAAUUCGGGGUUCCUCAGCCAGCUCCGGGACUUGGAUAUUAAACUGAACGAAGAGAGGAAAGGAACCAGAGCAUCUCUUACCAAAGGCCUGUGAGAGAGUAUUGCUGAAAGAAAGAGGACAAAAUCUUAUUUCAGUUGCCUGUAUCUCUUAUAGAUGAACUGCAUUUAUAAAUUUAGGACACAAGUUUAUGAGACACCAGGAUGCAUGUUAUUAAUAAAAGUAGAUUUUGCUUGUUC